UGGAAGUAUCCUUUGAAAAUAAAGCAAUAUUUGAUAAUCUCAAAAAUAAUAAAGAGGCCAGUGCCGUUAGGAUAAUGUUAAAUGGUGAGGAGCAAUAUGGAUCAGAAAAGAUUGAAGAUACAUUUGGAAACUCACAUAUAAACUAUUACAAUUUUGUCAUUCAAGAUAUUUGUUAUUGCUACAAAUGUAAGAGAGGUCUUGAUAGAUCAUUUAAAUUACAUGAAAUUUCUGAUUUUCAUAUAAAUAAUGUAAACAAUGCGAAUGUAGGUGAAAAUGAACCUGAAUAUAGAAACGAGGAUGAAGGAUAUUCCUCACCAACUGAAUCUGAAGUUGUAGGAAAUUUAAAAAAUGUUUACAAAUACAUUGAUAUGGAUGAAUCUGGUUAUAAUAAUGUAAUUAGUAAAUAUUUAUAG
Funneliformis geosporum is the source of this 413-nucleotide messenger RNA. NCBI's taxonomy places the organism in Eukaryota, Fungi, Glomeromycota, Glomeromycetes, Glomerales, Glomeraceae. The record is from the annotation of a GenBank genome assembly.